AUGCGGGAGUCUCCGCGGGCACUACAGGAAGCUGAUAGCCCUCCGCUCUCAAACCCAAACCCCGCCACCAAAGUCAGCAGGACCUACUUCGAUAUAUCUUCAUCUAUCAGACUCGGCUGUAUGGAGCCAAUCCUCUUGCUCUGUACAUUUUUUGCGGUAUUGAUCUACCAUACGCGCAAAAGUGUACCACUCUAUGCUGCUAAGUUUCGCAAAGCCAGCAAAACUCCGCUACAUAUACAUAUGGUUGCUGGAGCUGCCGAGAUUAUUCGUUAUCACAUCACGGCCUUGACAGAUCAGCCCUCCCCGGAUCUCUUGGAUCUUGUACUUUGCUUGCUUCAAUCCGCAACCACAUUACAUCUAGCGAAGACACUGAUCCGAGGAGACCAAACGACCCGGCCAACGUAUCAAGUCACGGGUCUGGCCCGCCCUUUCCUAACGUUGGCUGCUCUUUACACAGAUGACGAGCAGCUCCACCGCGGUUCCGUCAAGCUGGUGAACGGCUUCAUUUAUGUGAGGCUGAUCAUCUUUUCUUACCGCGUUCUGAACCUGGACCGCGUUUUCACGGGCCCCGCCGUAUACGCACACGCUAUUUUCAUAGGCGGUCUACUCGCCGUCUAUGAAGCGGGGUUUCCAUUCGGAGUACCGGCGUUUGUGAUUCAAGUCGGUCUUAUGAUUUCGUUGCAUAGAUUCGUGACGGACUACGUGCAGAGAAAGAGGACUACGGGACACCGGCCACAACAUAUCAAGCUAGGCAUUCAUAUUAGGCUCUUAUUAUUUGCCGGCAUAGCCGACCUUCAAACGAUUAAAUGGUAUCAGAAGCCACCUGAAUUGAUGUUGAAGAUAAAUGACUCAUACGGUACCAAUCAGGAGACCUAG
Clonostachys byssicola is the source of this 876-nucleotide messenger RNA. The record is from the annotation of a GenBank genome assembly. Lineage: Eukaryota; Fungi; Ascomycota; Sordariomycetes; Hypocreales; Bionectriaceae.